GACUGUGUAAAUUUUAUUUAUACGGCUCUCCCCCUGACUAAACAACCUAAAAAACGGUAUGGCAUAAAUUACACCCCCGUCGUAAUUCAACGGCUUUAAAUAAAGAAAUCCAAAAAUAAAACCGAUAAUAUACAUCAACCUGACCAAAACCGAAUGGAGUAUUUUGAGAAUUCUUACAAGUCCUGAAACAAAUCCAUCAGACUGAUUAUAAUAACAAAAAAAAAAUCUCAACACCUACAAGAUUGAAUUAGCCAAUAUAUAAAGCAAAGCCAUUUAAACAAGAGUAAAUGAGAUUGGAAUUUGGCUAUAGACAUUUAAUUAUUGUACGUGCCAAAAAGGAUUAUUUAUAACUUUGACAGGACUUGAAAGUCUCGGAUAAGACGGCCUUGCAACUGAAUUAUUCACCACACAGAGUGUCGACACCCUCACAGCUUAUACCAGACAGUUCACUUGAAACUUCAGGUGAUGAGAAGUUAGUAGCAAAGUUUCGCCCAAAGAGGCCUUUUAAAAAGUAAUACCAGGCGAUAUGAACAUAGCAACAGCACUAACAUUGAGUUUGAACACAUUGAAGAACAUUGACAUAGAAAAUGAAGAUUUCCGUAACAACAGAAUAUUUGAUCAGUUUAGAAUUAUAAUAAAUUCGUGUCAAAAAUUGACAACAACCCCGAAUGCACUCUUGCCGCCAUGUUUGACCGAACUUGCAGAAACUUUGUUGAAAACACUUGCCAAAAAAAUUCCUCUAGAAACUGUUACAUUAUGUGGCGUCGCAUUUGCACUGGUGCUGUCGCUAGUUGCAGAUGCGAGUGCAGUUGCGAUGAUGUAUUCAAAGACUUUUCUACACCCGAGGGAUGACAAUUCAAGGGAGCUGAGUGUAAAGUUAUCAAAAGCUGCGGAAAUAUUAAGAAUUAAAAUUGACAUCUAUGAAGAAGUGUUUAGGCUUUCUCUCUGUCAUGGACUGCUUCAGGUCCCUGAUGCAUUUUGGAACUCGAGUCAGGUUAAUUGGAUGACUGUUCUUCAAGGAAGAAUGUUUCCCAUCUUGGAAAAACAUUGUUUAAGUUAUUCAAAUUUAACUUUGUUAUCUUUUAAAACACUUGUGGCAUGGUGUUCACGAAUUAGAACUAUUAUCAAUAGUCAAAUAUGUUCGAGUAUGGCUGUUAGAAUAAUGAAUAUAAUUGCUUCCAACUGGGAAAACCCUUUGAACGGUGUGAGAGAACAGAAUUUUCUCUUGCUUGAACAACUGUUGCAUUUUACACAAAUCCCAGAUGCCACUGGUACACAGAAUGAUGAAGAACUUCCGUCUCCUCUGCAGCCACAAGCACUUUUAGGUUUAGUCAUAACAGAAAUGUCAUGGAUGACAAAGAGUAAAUAUUUUUUCUUGGCUGCUAUCCUCCCUAAAGCGAAUCUAAUGAAGUCAUUUCACACUAAUUCUGAAGAUAUUGUUUUUGGAUUGCUAACAAGUCUGUGUUAUCCUCAUUUAGCUUCAGCAGGAACAGAUUUGUACAGAGUCUGCAUUGAUUCAAUGAAUUUGGAUCAGUGGGAGCAAAUUUUUCUUAAACCCAUUAUAAAUGUUCUAACAACCUCUGAAUAUUUGUUGCAGAAAAAGAAUUUUUUCAAUUAUUGGCUAAGUCCCACGAUAAAAAAAUAUAAGAUAUCAUUACAAAUAAUACAUGAUUCACUUUUGGAGAACAAACACAAGGAUGUAAUUUUUCCAAUAGUUUCUUGUUUAAAGACAGGAAGGAAAGAAGGCUAUGAGUCGAUGAGAUGGUCGUCAAUAUCAACUUCUCCUCAUUUAGCGAAAGCAUUGAGACAUUAUGACGAAAUAACAAGAGCGCAAGCUUUUGCAACUGUUUGCCAUUCAUCCAAGACAUCGAUAUUCCCUUGUGAAGAAGAGUUCCAAAUUGUGGAAACAUUCCUGGCUGAAAACAUUAAUGCAGAUUGUGCACCAUUACGUCACAGUCUAAUUAACAGUUUCACAAUUUUUCUAUGCCGUACCAGAGACGCUUGUCUGCAGGUUUUAAGAACUAGAUAUAACCAAAGGAUUGAACCAAGUCAUGUUGAAAGCCGAACAUUAACAAGAGCCAUGAUUUUCUUAGAUUGGCUUUAUAAUUUUCUUAGAUCAAAUUUAGAAAUAUGCUGCAACUAUCAGCGGAAGACUACCUCAUUAGAAUUGUACAAAGUAAUACUUAGCCACUUGUCAAAUGAAAGCAAUUCAAGAAAAAAUACUCCAAAAUCCGAUGGUCAGAGAGUGAUGAAAUAUGCGAUAGCAGUCGGAAAAUGGGGAUUCACUAAUGAAGUAAGCCGCGAAGCUCUGUUGUACACGUUGACCGAUGAGAGUGAAGAAGUGAGAGAAAGUGCUGCUUCGUUGCUUAUAACUCAUUUCAAAAUGUCAGAAUAUGAAGGCCAAAGAUUUAAAGAGCUGUUCAACAGUGCCCUGACACUUUGCUGCGACCCUAUGUUCUACAUAGCCGAUGCAGGAGCUUUACUUUUAUUUGUAGUUACAUGUCUCGCUUAUAAAAAUCCCACAGGAGAUAGCAAAUGCCUUGAACUGAAGGAAGAAAGAGUGAUAUCUUACUUAAUUAAUUUAGCAGAAAGACAUGCUUCUGAAUUAAAGGUAGAUAUUUUAAGAGCGGCAACGAAUGGCUAUCCACUUUAUGGGAUCCUCAGGAUAAUAGAUAGAUUAGCGCAUGAUAAAGAAAGCCCAGAAUACAGAAAAAUAAGCCAUUCUGAAGGUAUAAGGCUAACAACAAUUAUUGAAACAACGACACAGCAUCUUUUACAAGUCCUUGCUUCAAAAACUUCUAAUUUAUCGAAUUAUGCUCCUUCAUUUCUGGAAAUGGGAGAGGCGAUUGAAUCUGCCAUUGAAGAGUCUUCAGUAAAUGUAGAAGAAAGUGACAAACAUCAAUUGUCACCCGCGCAUCAGCUUGUUUUAAAUACAAUAUGGCUGAACCUCAAGGCUUGUUGUAUGCUGGCAAGCAGGUUGUACAGACAGCCUGUGGGAGAUCAUAUAAAAUCUCUUUCAGUCAUAACUUCGGUUUUAAAGCAAACAAGACAUAAAGGUGCUUUGGAAGCUGCCGGGUUGGCUUUAGCGAAUUUAACAAAAUCAUUAACUGAUGAUAGAAAUGUCGAGGAGUUGGAAUUUUUUUUUAACGAAGCUUUAGACAGAUUGACAGUCGGCCAGACCCAAUCUACAAGAGGUGCUGGAGCCAUAAUUUUAAUUCAUAGGAUUGUAGCGAAUGACACAAGACCUGAUAAGCCAUUGCUUGAACAAUGCCUAAACCAAGUUUUGUCUCUUGCUGAAAGACGUAAAGGUGAUUUGGCACAGGCAUUACAUCUCCUAGGUGUGCUUAUAAAAGACAGUUCAGUAUCCCAAGAGACAGCAAGGAUAAAUCAUAAAUUGGCCGCAGCUUGCUUUAAUUCUCUUUCUCAUUCUAGUUGGGCAAUCAGGAAUACAGGGUUGCAACUUUUCGGAGCAAUUGUGCCAAAAUUAAUUGGACAAAGGAAACAGAACGAGUUUGACUCUACAUGCUCUUGCUAUCAUUUGCCGUAUGAAGAAUUGUACUACCAUACGCCUCAACUCAUCAACCUUCUUCUCUCACAACUUGAAACUGGAGCAAACUGCAGUCAAAAAGAUGCUUUUGCAGUUCAUUCAAAACUAGUCCCUUUAUUGACCCUCCUCUCUAAUUUGUCAGUUGGCAUUCUUACAAUUAUUGAUCGUAGUAUAGAAAGUGUAUUUAACAAAUUAGUCAGUUGUUUUCAAACGCUUAUGUCAAGUGGUGUGUUCAAAGUGAGACAACUAGCGGCAAGGAGUAAUGCUUGGUUUUGUUCAUUAAGCCAACUCCCUUCUCUUGUGAGAACACGUGUUUGGAAAAUAGUUGCUUACGUUAACGAUCGGACAUUACAGAAUGAAAUCAAAACGGAAAAUGGCCUUCAUGGUUUUCUUUUGAAUACUCUUUAUUUAUACAAACGCUUCCAGGCAGAAAAGGAAGGUGUUGAAGCUUUAAGAGAGCAAAAUUCUGUAGUCGAAGAGUCAAUAGAGGAAUUAUGUUCAGUCCGGUACUCACUUAACAUGAGUUUUGUCUGUAAAUCAGUUUUAGAAGAGAUUGUUGGUUUUGAUAGAACUACACCUGCAAGAGAACAGAUUUUGAACCUUUGUGCUAGCCAAAUUUCUCCCCAUAAAUCAUUAGGUUAUCCUAUGUGGGCUUCCAUCGUUUCUAAACAAAUUAUAGAAGACUGUCCACUAAAUGAACUCCUCCCAACUUUAAAUACAGCAUUGGACACAAACGAAUCUGAGCUUCACAUCUUUGUUUUACAAGCUCUAAGCUCAAGGAUCAAGAGGAACGACUUUGAAGUCGUCAGUAAUGGAACUUUAAACGCGGUUUUAAAAUUUGUGAAGAAAAUACCAGAUGAAAUUGCUUUAAAUAUUUUACUUGAAAUUUUAUCAAAAUACAGCAAUUUAGUGCCUACUUUAGAUUUAGAGCCAAUUAUUGAAACUCUGUGCAAUGAAGAGUCGAGUCUUGCCAUAGCCGUAUCCUGUGGACUUUUUGUUUUAGAUAGAAUGCCAAAUUUUCAACUGUUAAAUAAGAUUAUGUCAAUAUUGGUGCAAAUGAGUAAGCCGAGCAAGAGUGAACAUUCGAGACUGUUCUGUUCCAAGGGUAUAAAUCUUUUAUCCCCAAUUAUGAUGCGCUCUGCGACCCAAGACAGUCUGAAGGCUAGGUCAGAAAUAUGGAUGACCGCUGUAAAUUUACUUCAAGAUGAAUCUAGAGAAGUGAGAGUUGAAGCUUCUAAAUUUGCAAACAGCCUUGUCGAAGGUCCUACACCAGAAGAAACCAGGAACCCUUACGUGUCCUUAAACUUUCUUUUAAACGAAAACAAUGUCUCUGGCCUGUUUCCACCGCAAUACUGCAUUAACUGUUUAUGGUCACAACUGAAGUGCUCUGAACAAGAAAUUGAAACUCUUGUAAAAAUAGAUCAACUCAACCCUUUUGACUCAAGAGACAACUGCUACCAGGAGCAUGUUAAAAUCGCCGAGAUGAUCUAUGAAAUUUUAAUUUCUAUAUUGGAUAAGAGCCAAGAAGCAAAGAAUUAUUUCCUAAAAGAUGAAGCAGUACUGUAUUUACCAGUUUUACGAUCACAGGCAAUUAAAUUCUUAGAAUUCACUGAAGAGCAUACAUCAAAUAAAAAAAUCCUUCUGAACGGAUAUUGGUACAUCAUUGCUAAAAAACUCUCUCUGCAGUUCACACUGAUUGAAAAGCUGAAUAAUUCCGAAGCUCAUGAUAUGAACAUGUUCCAAUUUAAAUUUCAGAGUUUUAUCGAACUUAUGCUCAAUCCGCCGACGCCAGUCAAAGUGUAAAUUUUUCAUCAUUUAAUUUCUUGUAUUUAAAAAUAUAAAACGUAGGAUAGUGAAGUUUUCUUAACAGUAUGUAAAUAGCUACUGCAUGUAUUAUUUAUAAAACUUUUUUUCUAAAUAAAAUGAAGUUUAUUAAGUA
This is a messenger RNA of Cimex lectularius (bed bug), 5486 nucleotides long. Its product is annotated as thyroid adenoma-associated protein homolog. The coding region runs from base 527 to 5350 and encodes 1607 amino acids. The transcript has 13 exons. Lineage: Eukaryota; Metazoa; Arthropoda; Insecta; Hemiptera; Cimicidae. The record is from RefSeq and is a predicted model, not a curated record. Gene Ontology annotation, biological process: tRNA methylation. Gene Ontology annotation, cellular component: cytosol.